This is a messenger RNA of Marchantia polymorpha subsp. ruderalis, 1388 nucleotides long. The record is from the annotation of a GenBank genome assembly. Lineage: Eukaryota; Viridiplantae; Streptophyta; Marchantiopsida; Marchantiales; Marchantiaceae.
UCGUCGACUGUUGCUUCAAGGACGAAGGAGGAAGUGAGAUGCAGUGAAGGUGGAAUAGCAAUUGCUGGACUGACUCUCACUCGCUGCUCUCUGGAGCUGUCAUUCUGUAUAUUGGAAGGAAUUUAUGCCUUCAGCCUUUUGCAAACCUGAGCGCGAGUCUUUGCGCGUGAAGGAAGCGUUCGAGUGUGGAGUUUGGUGAAUUUGUUGCGUCGAAUGAUGAACGAGGGCGAAACCAUUUGUGCUGAUUGAGAGAGGAGGGAGGAGCAGGGCAAGCUUAAGAAGCGAGGUCGCUGGCGCUGAUUGCUCGUUUUGAUCCGAGAGGAAGAGUUUGAGGUUGAGGUUUAUUUCCGUAGCGGAGUCGGCCCGUCCAAGUGCUGGAACAGGAGGCGUGAAUUGGUGAGUCACGUAGAACUAGGGAAGGCGAAGCAGAAGAAGAUAAAAGGGAUCGUUUUACUUUGAUAUAUCGGAUUCGAGAUGGAUCAGUUUCUAGGGAGCGUGGGCAGUUACUUCUUCAAUCAGCGGGCCAAGAAGGAGAUGGAUUCUCUCGGAAACGAUGUGAAUUCUGUCUCGACCUCAGUGGAAAACUUCUUCAGCAGACUGAAAGGAAAAGUUCAAAAGGCAUUACCAGAUCUUCUGGAGGAGUACGGUCUUCCAAGGGGAUUAUUCCCCCAGAAUUUGCUAAACUAUGAGUACAAUGAAACCACUGGGGCCCUUGUCGUAAACCUUCCCUUUCCGUGUGAGGUGGGAUACAGAGAUCAGUCUGUGGUCAGGUUUGACAAGAGGGUAACAGGCGUCCUCAGACCAGGUAAUCUCACAGAUAUCGAAGGCAUGAAGACGAAAAUUAUGUUCUGGGUCAAAGUUUACUCUGUAUCCACAGAAGAAGACAAGGCCAUCAACAAGGUACACUUUCAAACGACAAUCAAGAAAACUCGCGCAAAGGAUGUGUACAACUACAUUCGAAGUGGAUUUGAAGUGGAUGCCUUUUAAAUUUACCGUGUCGGCAAUCAGCGGUUCCAGAGGUAUCGUACAUGACAGAGAGGUCUUGUGCCUAGAUGUUUUAAGCCAGCACAAGGCUGCAUACAUCAAGCUUAUCUUAGUAAACUAAUGUCUCGGGUAAUCUUGGCUGUGAACGUGCACAAUCUGUACAGUGGUAGGAAGAGAUCUAACAUCUAAAUCUUGCAAGAAAACUGUAAUAUAUCAUCCAAACUUGUGGAGAAUCGACUGGGUAUUUUCUACUUCUGGAGAUUUGUCGCUAAAUUUUUCCAGCGAACUUUCCUUGAAAUACAUCUUACCUUUGGAUUCUCCCCACUGCUUGGUUUCUGUGUGUACCGAUCACUUGGCGCUUGCGAAACGCUCACUACUUCCCUUCUAAUAUAUAUUGGCCUCUU